UCCGGCAAUAGUAACGGACCCCUCCCUGGCACCCCAGCAAGAUGCCGGCUGAGGGGGAGGAACGCGGGGCAACUGACGACACGGGAUCGCGGUCAGCCAAGCAUAACCCCGCCAACUCUACUUAAGCUUGAGCCCCCCAAGCUUCCCCCUUCUCCCGGAUCCAGCUCAACCAGAUUCCCAUCAUCCCAAUCCAUUGACCGUUAGAUUUUAACUCUAAUAGCCUCUACGCACUCGCCUUCAUUCUACCCCUCUAUAUCCCCUUUAUAUUUUCAAGAUGGUCAAGGCCGUGGUUGCUGGUGCCUCUGGCGGUAUUGGUCAACCGCUCUCCCUUCUUCUGAGCCUCUCCCCGCUCGUUGACGAGCUCGCCCUGUACGAUGUUGUGAACACUCCCGGUGUCGCUGCCGACUUGUCCCACAUCUCCUCCAAGGCGAAAACCACCGGCUACCUUCCCGCCAAUGACGGCGCCAAGGCCGCCUUCAAGGAUGCCGACAUCAUUGUCAUCCCCGCUGGCAUUCCCCGCAAGCCCGGCAUGACCCGUGACGAUCUCUUCAACAUCAACGCUGGUAUCGUCAAGGGCCUCAUCGAGGUUGCCGCCGAGGUCGCCCCCAAGGCUUUCAUCCUUGUCAUCUCCAACCCCGUCAACUCUACUGUCCCCAUCUCCGCCGAGGUCCUUAAGUCCAAGGGUGUCUUCAACGCCCAGCGCCUCUUUGGUGUCACCACCCUCGACAUCGUCCGCGCCGAGACCUUCGUUGCUGAGAUCGUCGGCAAGGCCAACCCUCAAGAGCUUACCGUACCCGUCAUUGGUGGUCACUCCGGCGAGACCAUCGUCCCUCUCUUCAGCAAGGUCACUCCUUCCGUCACCAUCCCGGAUGACAAGUACGAUGCUCUUGUCAACCGCGUCCAGUUCGGUGGUGAUGAGGUCGUCAAGGCCAAGGAUGGUGCCGGUUCUGCCACCCUCUCCAUGGCCUAUGCCGGUUACAGAUUCGCUGAGAAGCUCCUGAAGGCUGCUGCUGGUGCCAAGGGCCUCGUUGAGCCCAGCUACGUCUACCUCCCCGGUGUCCCCGGCGGUAAGGAGAUUGCCGAGAAGACUGGUGUCGACUUCUUCUCCGUCCCCAUUGAGCUCGGCCCCAACGGUGCCGAGAAGGCUAUUGACAUCCUUGGCGACAUCACCGAGAAGGAGAAGGCCCUCCUCGCGGCCGCCGUGUCUGGUCUCAAGGGCAACAUCUCAAAGGGUGUCACCUUUGCCCACAACCCUCCCCAGAAGUAAACAAACCCCCAUAUCCAAAAAUUUCUUUUUCUUUUCUCUUUCCUACCUCUCUUCGCGCGCGACAAGCCAUGUGUAGUUUACCAAGUAACUUCUUUCGUGGCUUUUGUUUGUUUGUGCUGGAGCUCAGAGUGAUGAAUGUGUGACAACGACCCCCCGAUAGAGAGCAAACAAAUAGAAAUGCACUGUUUGAAUUUGUAACAGAAACAGGGUAGCUGAUUGGUCUUUUUCUCUCUCUUUAGGUUGUAAAGGGCGUCAUCUGCGUUCAUGACUAAGCGAUAAGGCUGGCAGGAGUGCCUUGUGAACUCUUGAGAUCCUUCUAGACGGUUGGAAGGACGGGGGAGGUUGUGGAGUCGACAAGGGGGUUGGGGGAGCAUAUAGAGUGUAGUCUCUGCCAGUUUUUACAUAAUAUACACGGUUAUUUCUCUUUGA
Podospora bellae-mahoneyi is the source of this 1696-nucleotide messenger RNA. RefSeq lists its product as uncharacterized. The record is from RefSeq and is a predicted model, not a curated record. Lineage: Eukaryota; Fungi; Ascomycota; Sordariomycetes; Sordariales; Podosporaceae. Bases 275 to 1267 code for a protein of 330 amino acids. Gene Ontology annotation, cellular component: cytosol; cytoplasm. Gene Ontology annotation, biological process: malate metabolic process; tricarboxylic acid cycle. The transcript is spliced from 8 exons. Gene Ontology annotation, molecular function: L-malate dehydrogenase (NAD+) activity.